Messenger RNA from Trematomus bernacchii (emerald rockcod), 835 nucleotides. Its product is annotated as protein ANTAGONIST OF LIKE HETEROCHROMATIN PROTEIN 1-like. The coding region runs from base 5 to 835 and encodes 276 amino acids. Lineage: Eukaryota; Metazoa; Chordata; Actinopteri; Perciformes; Nototheniidae. The record is from RefSeq and is a predicted model, not a curated record. The transcript is spliced from 3 exons.
AGACAUGAUGGAGAUGGAGUCGACUGAAGUUGUGCUGUUUGUGCUCAUGUUAUACAGCUUUGUAACUUUGUUAAUGCGGCCUGAGCCUAUUCGGAUCCGGAGCCGCCACACGUUGAAUGCUAUAAUGGCAAAGUUUCUUCAGCAUCAAAGGCAGUUUAAAAGCCUUAGGAAAAGGAUGGGCCGACGGAAAGCACACAUGACUGCCAUGUUUCACCGUAGGAUGGCUGAUGACGAUGAGCGUUUUCACGCCCUAAGAACAGCAAUGAUAUGCAAAUACUACGGGACGCGUCGUGUCCCGCGCUCUCUCUGGGUGAACAAUAGAACCUCGGCCUGGUGGGAGAACGUGGUGCCGACGUACACCGAUGUGCAGUGGAUCCAAGAUUUCAGAAUGUCCAAGCACUCUUUCCAAUACCUCUGUAGUCGCCUGGAAGCAACGUUGGGGAGAAGCGACACCAACUUCCGGGAGUGUGUCCCUGUGGCUAAAAAAAUCGCCAUAGCACUGUGGAAACUUGCGACCAACUCUGAGUACAGGACCAUCUCUCAUUUGUUUGGAGUCGGCAGAUCUACAGUGUGUUACUGUGUGCACGAGUUCUGCUCCUCUGUUGUGAGCAUACUCCUUUGUGAGUUCAUGCCAUGGCCGAACGCUGAGAAGUUAGAGGAGAUGGCAUUAUUUUUUGAGUGCAGAUGGGGUGUGCCACACUGCUGGCGCAGCGCCAACACUUCAUCCUGGUGCCGCUGGCGCUCCAUCUGCUGCAGCGCCAGUUCUGACUGGCGCUCCAUCGAGGUGAUCAUUCUGGCCUCCGCUUCCUGGGUCUGGCUGAACUGCACCAUCUGA